Drosophila subpulchrella is the source of this 2736-nucleotide messenger RNA. RefSeq names its product ribosomal RNA processing protein 1 homolog (gene Nnp-1). NCBI's taxonomy places the organism in Eukaryota, Metazoa, Arthropoda, Insecta, Diptera, Drosophilidae. The coding region runs from base 86 to 2176 and encodes 696 amino acids. Gene Ontology annotation, cellular component: nucleus; preribosome, small subunit precursor; preribosome, large subunit precursor. The transcript has a single exon. The record is from RefSeq and is a predicted model, not a curated record. Gene Ontology annotation, biological process: rRNA processing.
GGCAACACGUGCAUCAAAGGCCGUAUUCAAUAUACACAGCUCACUUAUUUUUCGCAACGCGACCCAAAGUUGAAUUAGCCGGAGCAUGGUGACGCGCAAGAAGCCAGUCAAGCGCAGCGCCGAGGCGGCGGAAAUCCAGGUCGAGGAUGAGGAGGCGACCCAGCCGAAGGUGGCCAAGGAGGUGAUGGUGGUAGCCCAGGAGGUGAAAAUCGUCCGUGCCCUCGCCUGCAACGAUGUGGCCCAGCGGAAUCGACAGAUCCGCAAGCUGCGUAAGUGGUUCAAGCUGCGGGCUAGUAGCUCCUUCCCCUUCACUGAGGAGGACUUCAUGCGCAUCUGGAAGGGUUUGUACUACAACAUGUGGAUGUCGGACAAGCCACUGGUCCAGGAGGAGCUGGCCGAGCAGCUGGCCCAGAUGGUGGACAGCUUCGAUGGCAACACGGCCUGCAGUUUGGCCUACUUUAGUGCGUUCAUGCGCACCAUGUGCCAGGAGUACUUUGGCAUCGACCAGUGGCGCAUGGACAAGUUCCUGAUGCUCACCCGUCGCAUGGUGCGCUACGUUCUGCGUCUGCUCAAGCAGAGCAAGUGGUCGCCGGACCUCAUCGCCGCCUUCAACAGCAGCAUGCAGCUUUCCGUGCUGGCGGAGCAGCCUAAGAGUCGCGGCAUGACCAUGCACUAUCUGGAUGUGUUCUUUGAGGAGUUGGCCAAGGCGGCCGAUGGCGAGAUCACCGCCGCCCAGGUCAACCUGUUUUUGCGUCCGUUCGUCAUCUACGUGGCCACUCAGCGCGAUGCCAAGUUGGUGGCCCAGUGCCGCACAAGGGUGCUCUAUCACCUGCUCUACCAGAGCGACUUGGGACGCGAGUACAGCGAAAAGUACAACGCCUGGAAGCUGAUGGGCUUCCCCACCGCCUCCAUCGAUGACAUCGAGAAACUGGACUCUGGCUUCGACGAGGAGGAUGAUGAGGGCAACGCCGAGGAGGAGCCUCCUCGGGCCACAUCCCUGGAUCCCCGGGCGGGUAACGUAGAUGUGCACAUGCCAGAGCUGCCGCUCAACGCCGAUUGCGUCCUGGACGAACUGCAGACACAGCUUCGUACCAACGAUUUCAACAGCAAGCGUCGUAAGGGUCUGCGCAAGCUUAUCCAGAUCUUUGAGACCUACAAGGGCGGAGAGUUUCCUCUCGGCGUUCGCACAAUGCCUAAGGUGGAGGGCCAAACACUGUCGGAAAUGGUGGAACAAAAGGUGGCCGCCAUCGAUGAGUUGGAGGAUGAGGUUUUCGGUACUGGUAGGAAACUAAAGAAGCUCAACAAGUCCAAGCGCAAGCGUCUACUGCAGUCUAUAAACUUUGAAGAGGUGGACGAGCACAACUACGAUGAGAUCAUUGGCAAGGCUCUGCCUCCGGAGUUGCAGAAGAAGGCGAAACACAAUGCAAAGGUGCGUUCAAGCAUAAACAACGCCUGGGUGGUCGAGGACGUUAAGGAGUCGGAUGCAACAGAAGAUGGCAAAGAGGAAGCCAAGCCCAAGGCAAAGAAAGCUAAAAAGGAUGACACGCCCAAGCCGAAAAAAGACGAGCAGUCGAAGAAGGAAGGGCAGCCUAAGCCCAAGAAGGAGAACGCCAAGCCCAAAAAAGAGGAGCAGCCUACGCCAAAGGCACAAAAGGAAGAACAGUCAAAGACAAAGAAAGUAGAGCAGCCCAAGUCCAAGGAAGAGCAGACCAACCCGAAGAAAGAGGAGCAGCCUACGCCUAAGAAGGAGGAGCAGCCCAAGUCCACAUCCAAAACCGAGACUGCUGGUGACGAUGAAGCCACCACCGCUACCCCUCAGCCAACAAACGGCUGGGAAGCCCCUUUGGAGGCCGGUGAGCAGGAAAUCUUUGUUCCCUCGCGAAAAGUACAACUGAAGCAGGCCAACAGCAAGCUGCAGAAAUCGACGCCCAAGCAGGUUGCGCGACUGCAAUUUGCAACUCCACAACCGGGAAGCGCCAAGCGAGUGCGCAUAAUGACCAAGAGCAACUGCUCCUAUCCCAAGAGCGACUACUACCGCCAGCUGAAGCUGUCACCACAGCUGCCCUACGACGCGGAUCGUCUGCCCGGCAAGAGUGCCCUUAAGCCGCAUGUGCUACCGGGUCCGAUUCAUCCUAAUUUCAAGGGGGCCAAGCGGCUGUUCAACGACACGCUGUGACGUUGAGUACAGUGUAAACGACUGGGAACGGAACAGGAUCAGGAACAUUAAUGGUCUUGGUGCUCUAAUGGUAUAACCCCAAAAGGAUUGCAAUCUAGCUCUCCUGUAAAUGUCACCCGACGAAGAGGGACCGCUUUCACAUCAAAAACCAUCCCACUUCCUGACAUGGCUUCGGAGAUUAAGGUAGCACAUCCACCAUAGACAUGACUUAUGCUGGUUUUAUAACACGUUAAUAUAUUAUUGAUAAAGCUUCCAUUCGAUAUUUUGCUAUUUUAAAUUGUUAAGACCAUUGUUUAGUUCAGAACGCAUAACUGUGCUUUUCAAAUUUCAAUUUUCCAAAAUAGUUGAAAUUUUCCCGCAUUGUAAGCUGGUACGACUAAACAACUUGAAAAGUCUAUUAAUUUCCACCCAAAUAAGAUCCGCAUAAGACAUGUACUAAAUGUAACCCCUUAACCUUUUAGUAGUUACAAUUACGACUUAAAGUACUAUUGCUUGUAGGCCAUUUUAUGUUCAAGCUAUCCUCUGAGUUGAUAUUGAAAUAAAAGCAAACGUAGUAUAUG